UUGAUCUAGGAGGCAGUCAGUCAUUCCUGGUGUGUGAGCAGUAGACAGGCGCGUGUUUACGGAGAUGGCAGGUAGUGUUGUGACAAGCACAUCUCGCAUCAGUGAUAUUUUUGAGACGAUGGAGUACGGAACGGCGCCUGAAGACCCCAGCUUUGCUCAGGCUUGGCUGGAGAAACAUGGACGAAGUUUUGGUCACUUUAUUGAUGGGAUUUGGGUAAAACCUGAUGGGAGAAAGACAUAUACUACAACUAACCCAGCCAAUGGAGAAGCUUUGGCUUGCACACUUCAAGGAGAGUUAGAUGAUGUCAAUCAAGCUGUGACCGCAGCUCGCAAGGCCUUUAAAUGCUGGAGCACACUGUCCUGCCAUGUUCGGGCACGGCACCUAUACAACCUUGCUCGAACAAUACAGAAACACCAACGACUUUUCAGUGUAAUUGAGACAUUGGAUAAUGGGAAAACAAUUCGUGAAACUCGAGAUUUUGAUAUACCUACAGUAGUGCGUCAUGUGUAUCAUCAUGCUGGAUGGGCAGAGCUUCGGGACAGUGAAAUGAAUGGCUGGUCUCCUCUGGGUGUUGUUGCUGCCAUUGUUCCUUGGAACUUUCCCUUGAUGCUUUUAAUCUGGAAAGUAUGUCCAGCACUGGCUAUGGGUAACACGGUUGUCUUGAAGCCUGCCACUCUUACCCGUUUGUCUUCCCUUCUGUUUGCUGAGAUCUGUGCUGAGGCAGGGCUACCUCCUGGGGUGCUUAAUGUUGUCACAGGUAGUGGAGAAUUAGGAUCGCUGCUGGCCCAGCACCCAGAUGUAGACAAAGUUGCUUUUACAGGAUCCACUGAGGUUGGUCGAGUACUCCGCAGAGUAACUGCUGGAUCUGGCAAAGCACUGUCUCUGGAACUUGGUGGCAAGUCGCCUUUUAUUGUCUUUGACUCUGCUGAUCUGGAUAGUGCUGUGGAAGGACUGGUAGAUGCAAUAUGGUUCAACCAAGGUCAAGUGUGCAGUGCAGGUUCAGUUCUUCUGGCUCAGGAGUCAAUCUGGGAGAUUCUGAUUAUGCGCCUUAAAACAAGAAUGUUCAAGCUUCAUCUUGGCUCUGGCAUUGAAAAAAGUGUUGAUAUGGGACCUUUAGUAGAUGAGACACAGAAGAACACUGUAGAAAAUAUGGUGGCUGAAGCUCGAGUUGAAGGAGCACAAGUGUAUCAGAUCUGGGAAGGCUUGCCUAGUAGCGGUCCUUAUUAUCCGCCAACCUUGAUUACAGGCUUGAGCACUACAUCUCGCUGUGUAAUGGAGGAGAUUUUUGGCCCUGUUUUGGUAGCAUUGCCAUUUAGAACAGCAAAAGAAGCUAUUGCUCUUGGCAAUAACACACGCUAUGGAUUGUCUGCUAGCGUCUGGACAGAAAAUGUUUCUCUGGCCUUUGAAGUGGCUUCCAGUCUGCAGGCUGGCACAGUCUGGAUUAAUGCACACAACUUGUUUGAUGCUGCUUCAGGAUUUGGCGGAGUUAAAGAAAGUGGCUAUGGGAGAGAUGGAGGGAAAGAGGGCCUCUUUGAAUUUGUUCGACCAACUUGGGCUGUGAGAGCAAAACCCAUGCUCCAGGCAGAGGGAAAUUUAGAGAAGUUUGGGUCAUCUUGUGACAAACCCCCAGUACCCACAGGAAAAAAUCAAGAAGUAUCAGGAACUCCAAGCGUUGAUCGUUCUUACAAGCUGUACAUUGGUGGUGUGCAAUGCCGCCCUGAUUCAGGAUACUCACGUCCUGUUGUGUCUGCAUCAGAUGGUUCUGUCCUGGCCUAUGUUCCUGAUGGUGGCAGGAAGGACAUUCGAAAUGCAGUAGAGUCUGCCAACAAAGCCCUUUCUGGCUGGCAGAAGAAGGGCCCACAUGUUCGUGCACAGAUACUCUACUACCUGGCAGAGAACCUUGAGCAAAGAGCAGCUGAGUUUAGCCAUGCACUCAGUAUGCAGUCUUCUAUGCCUGUAGAAGAAGCACAGAAAGAAGUUGACCUCAGUGUAGCAAGACUCUUUCACUGGGCAGCAUUGUGUGAUAAAUUUGGAGGUACAAUUCAGGAGACACCUAUCCAUGGCUUCACUCUUUGUUGCAGGGAGCCAGUUGGAGUCAUAGGAAUCAUCUGUCCAGAUGAAAAGCCUUUGCUGUCUUUCAUCAGCCUCAUGGGAGCGGCAAUUGCCCGUGGCAAUACAACUGUAAUGGUGCCUAGUGGCAAAAAUCCUCUGCCAGCUCUUGCUUUGUACCAGGUCUUGGAUACAUCUGACCUCCCGGGAGGUGUGGUUAACAUUGUGUGUGGGGAAGUAGACCAGUUAACCAGGCACCUUACUCUGCAUAGUAACAUCCAGUCUGUUUGGUACUUUGGAACAGAGGAGGGCUCCCGGUUUGUGGAGUGGGGCUCAGCAGAAAAUCUAAAGCGUACAUGGGUAAACAAUGGUGUCACCCGUGACUGGAACUCAGCGACUCAGGGUUGUGGUGAAGAAUUUCUGCUACACGCAACACAGUGCAAAAAUGUCUGGAUGCCGGGUGGCGAGAUCUUUGCCAACUAGCUCUUAACGAUGUUCUUCAACGAAGAACUGCCCCAGUAGUCUACAGAAUCUAAUUACCCUCUAUUGCAACCCCACUGAAAAAGCUGCCGUAAGACUUAGAGUAAUAACCAAUACCUUUAGAAUUAUUCCUAGAAAGUGAGCCAUUCCUUGUAGAGCUUGAUUUAUUUCUGAAUUCUUUUUUGUUUAAAAAAUAAUUUGUUCUCAAUUGCUAAAAAAUAAUAAUUUGUUUUACAUGUGCAUUUUAUAAGCUUAUUAUGAGAUGAAACAAAUGUUUUAGACUGCUUACUUAAAAGCAUUUUUCUUCACAGUGAACAUUCAUUCUCCGUGAGUUUAGCAUGUGGUGACCUACAUUCAGCUCUGUUUCUGUGUUUUGAUGUGGUGUGUGUGUUUUUUCUGUACUGGUUUUGCACAGCUUUGUUUUACUUUCAGCGUCUUGUGGUUCAGUUUUCUUCAGAAGCAGCAUGCUAGAGUGUUACUUGGAAGACAAACCAUAGAUGUCUAGCUAAUUCAGGCUUACAUCAAUUGGUGUAAAUUGCUGCCUAGCCUGCUGUCUCUCGACAGAAGAGGUACCAUGAGUAAUAAAUGCUUGAAAAGAGGAGAAGUGAUGAGUAGAAUGCUCAAUUAUAACACGGGCUAACCCCAAUAAUCAGAUUUUAUUUGCUUAUUUCUGCAACUGUUCAAACUGUUAGCAGCCAAAUGUGUAUUUGGUUGUAUCCUCAUGGUGCUUUUAGCAGUACUAAAGGUAAGCCAUAAUAGGUUCAGAAAACUACCUCCUCGAAGUCUGACACCAAACCAAAGUGCGAUUUUAAUUGAGCAGUGACAUAGGGGAUUGAUUGUGUCACACACUGUAUUUCAGAUUUUCUAAUUUGUAUGGUUUUAUAGGCUGAAAUUCAAAGGCAUGUAAUACUCAUAAAGAAAAUAACCAGGUGUCCAUGGUAUAUUUAUUAUCUCUGCCAUCAUUUAUCUUGGAGAAAGCAUUUAAACCAUGUACAAUUUUCUAAAUUAUGUACUGUAGGAAUCUAUAGAGGUCUGUUUCAUCUGCACUGUAAGUUAAAAGCAAAGUCAUUUUUAUAUUGAAAACUCUCUACAUGUGUGCCUAUUAACAUGUUAUGUAUAGUAAUAUAUGUAUAAUAUAGUUUAGACCCUUAGAUCUGGUGACAUCUUUAAACAGUGUGCACAUAAACAGAUUAACAGAAUAGGUUUAAAAUCAAUUUUAAGAAUGUUAGUCAAAGUAUUACUGAGCCUUUUAUUCAUUUGUCUAGUUUGUUUUGAACUUGCUGCGUGUAACAUGAAGUGCAAUCCUAGACUUGUUUUAGCAAAUCGGCAGGUUUUUUUUCUUUUCAAAGGUGUGGAUUUCUCUGCCAUAAUUUUUUAGUGCCCCCCCCCCCCCCCCCCCCUAAUCAAUAAAAUGAAGAAGCAUUUAAAUCCUAAAGAAAAUGAAAUUGGCAAUAGAUGUUAUUCAUACCUAGAAAAUUAAUUUUUUACCUUAGAGAUUGUUUAAAGACAGUAUUUUUUUGUAACAUUCUCCAACCUGCUUAAUCAAAUUCACAGAUUCAGUGUCCUGGGUCCAAGACCGUCCUCACUGUCAUGGUCUUUAUUCUGUUUGCACAUUUAACAAAAACAGCAACAAUAAUUUAUUUGUUAUAUAGCACAUAAUCACACAAGGAAUGCCUCAAUGGUCUUUAACAGGUCCUGUUUUUUGACACCCCCUCCCCAUAGCCUUGAGAAGACAAGAAAUAAUUCCCCUAAAUAAAACACUUGUAGGGAAUAAAAUGGAAGUAAUCUAGAGAAAAGCAAAUCAGAGAGGCGCUCCCUUCCAGGUAGGUUGGGUGUGCAGUGGGUGUCACAAAAUGGGGUAAAUACUGUACUACACAUAACAGGACACCAGUGUUCUGCAUGUUGAUGUGUAGGUUUCCUCCAGUGUUCUUAAAGACAAGCUUAGCAAACUAACUGCCAAUUCUAAAUUUGUAUGGUAUGGGUGUAGGUGUGAAUGUGAAGUGUGUAUAUAUACAUGUGCUUAAGUGGACUCUGUGAUGAACUGCUGCCACUGUGUUGAACCCCAUCAGAGUUCCUAUAUAGAAAUUAAACUAAACCAUGAAGCAGUGCCCUUUAUAUGUUGGUUCAUCUCACCAUCCAUCUAAUCUCAGCAACUUUGGCAAAAAAAUGACCUGACCGCAUUUGAGGGAAAAACUGUAAACGUGCACAGAGAGAAUACCAAACACUUCACAUACAGUAGGUACUCCAGCCCAAAAUGAUGACUGUACAGUAAACAAAAGGAAGCUGAGGGUAAGUUGUGGGAAUCCGACACCAUCAUUAAUUGAAAAUCACAUUUAAAUAGAACCAGGCAACAAUGUAAAGAUGUUUCAGUAUAUUGUAUAACUUGGUCAUGUUGCAUUUAUCCUGUUUAAUUCUGUGUACUCUGUUAAUAAUAAUUACAACAUAACAUGAUUAUUGAGGUUAUACCAUUUUUCUGUGUCAACCUUAAAUAUUAAAUUACUCCACAAAUAUUUUUAUCACCUCUUUUAGCUGUGUUAUGUCUCUUAAUUAAAACAGUUUAGAAGCUACAAAAGAGAGAGAGUGACAAUUGGGUGAAUGGCUAUGAAGUGAAACUAUAAAUAGCAGGAAUAUGAGGGCUUUGGAGAAGCCUUGGAAUUCUAAUGAGCUCUGUUGGAAUUAAGGCAUUCAGGAAGACUGGAGAAUGGAACAGCAGCCAUCGUUCUCUCCUGCCUUAUUUAACUGUGAGACUCUAUAGGCAUGUACUGGAGAAUACCAAUUAGCAUGUUGUGCCCACAUUGCCAUUUGUUUGUCAGUGACUACCAAAACCAGAACACUACCAGCCUACAUGUUUAUUACCCUGCUAGCUUCACUUACCAUCAUUAAAUUAAUACAAUAAAAAGAGUCAGACACUUGGAAAGGUUUCAGAUAGAAAUAACUCAAUUUCGUAUCAUCCUUUCUAAUUAGCGCAUUAAAGAACUUCGUUGUCAGAGCAGUUGAGUCUGCUACCUGCUUUCAUUGUGCUUUUGGUAGGUUUAAUCUUAUUGAUGUGACUACUCAUACUUUGCUCAUAACAGGAUUUGGACUGUGACACCAUCAUGCACUAAGUAGCCUAAUAAUCGAGAGCUGAUACUCUCAACUCAAUGAAAGUAAAGUGAGUGCCUAAUCUCUUGCCUGUGGUUACAGCGCCUGAAAAUUUUACAUUGUAGUUAUUUGACUUUUGAUGGUUACUUUUGCUCUUGAUAAGAAUUUUUCUUCUUUCACCCCAACUGCAGCAUAUAUAGUUAAGCAAUCUUACUAAAACUACAUUUUCAUAUAUAUUAACUUCCUAUCUAUUGGACCCUUUUCUUGAGCUGGUAGCAGUGACCAAAGGAGCUGGUGAAUAACAUGCCUUUAGAUUUCCUUACCUUUACAUUUUACUGUUAAAUGAGGCACUUUUCAGCCACUUCCCUUGUAAAUUUCUUUUCAGCAUCUGUGGGAUGUGUCAAACUCCAGUUUCCCUUUUUUCUUUUCUCCAAUUGUCUGCACUUGCUGGUUUGGAUUGUAAAGCCAAUUAGCAACUUGCUAGAAAAGCUACAGGUCAGUUUACUUGAUUCUCUGCCUUGAAGCAUGAAUGUGCAUUCUUACUGUAUUAAAUCAUUGCACUGUCUUCAUUAAUCGCAGUAAUGUCUGAAUUGUGUCAUGGAUGCUUUUGCUGGCUUAUGUCAUAUCAGACUCUUCUCUAUACGUGGAAUGUGCAAUGACUGUGUCAAGCCUGCUUUACUCAUUCUGCUCACUGAAUGGCUGCUGUUUUCAGGUUUUCAAUUGUGAAGCUGUGGUGAAUUGCUGUGCUUUUUUUACCCAACAACAACCUUUAUUUGUAUAGCAUAUUUUCAUACUAAAUACAUAGCUCAAAGGACUUUACAUGAUGACAAAGAAAUGGUCACAAGCUAAGUAAAAGUAAAACUAGAUA
Molecule: messenger RNA, 6479 nt
Organism: Erpetoichthys calabaricus (reedfish)
Lineage: Eukaryota; Metazoa; Chordata; Cladistia; Polypteriformes; Polypteridae
Gene: aldh16a1
Product: aldehyde dehydrogenase 16 family, member A1
Exons: 16
Coding region: 65-2533 (822 amino acids)
Molecular function (GO): oxidoreductase activity, acting on the aldehyde or oxo group of donors, NAD or NADP as acceptor
Source: RefSeq, a predicted model, not a curated record